UCAGGCCGACGACCUGCUCAAACGAUGGUGGUGCCGGAGAGUUUUCAGCUCGAUCAGGAGAUUCUUCUCGACGCCGGUGCUCAAUUGCACCGGCUCAAGAUGUAUCCCUACUUUGAUGUCGCGCAUUAUCUGUUGAUGAUAAUCGAAGUCCGAGACGACUUGGGAAGUGCUGCAUCAAUCUUUUCCCGCAAGCAUCCACUCUCCUGCUGGCUCUCCUCAAUGCUCAUGUGCUUCGCCGACGCUUUCCUAGCCAACUUCUUGCUCGGCGAGCCCGUCAUCGCUCCGUUCAAACGACACGACGACAUAAUCCUCGCCACAAUCAUCUGGUAUCUGGUGUUCUACGCGCCAUUCGACGGAAUCUAUAAAAUCGCGAAAAUCACGCCGGUCAAGUGUGUGCUCGCCGUGAUGAAGGAGGUGAAGCGGGCCUAUAAGGUGUCACACGGUGUAUCGCAUGCUGCGAAGCUCUACCCGAACUCUUAUAUUGUGCAAGUGCUCGUCGGAACCGCCAAAGGAGCCGGCUCAGGAAUUGUGAGAACGCUGGAGCAACUCGUACGUGGUGUCUGGCUGCCGACUCAUAAUGAACUGCUCCGCCCGUCUUUUGCAACGAAGGCGUGUGUUGUUGCGGCUUCUGUGUUGGCAUUGGAGAAGAGUGGAACUUAUUUGACGGCGCCACAUGAUUUGGUUUAUUUGGUAAUCGUCGGUUUCUUUGUCUACUUCAAGCUCUCGGCAGUCAUUCUCCACGUCACCGAUCCGUUUGCUCCAAUCGAAAACCUAUUCUGCGCGAUUUUCAUGGGAGGAAUCUGGGAUGCAGUGUCACGAGCCCUGGCCGCUUCACGUGAUCGACGUGCCGCUGGAGCACAUUCGAACGAAAAUGGUUCAUCGAUUUCUACGCCGGAAAAGAAGGAUCAAUAAAUUAAUUGUAUUAGGCCAAUGUGUGUGGAGAAUUGUGCAGAAUUUGGAUGAAACUUUUUCAAGAAAAUCGUUCGAAAAAAGUAUUUUUUUUAGGAAAAUAUUCGAUAUUUUUCCAAAAAAAUUGUUGUUCUCCAAAAAUCAAAAAUUAUCCAAAAAAACGAUUAGAUUAAAUACCUUUUUUUUGGGAAAUUACGAUUUUGGGAAUUUUUAAAAUUUAUCAAAAACUGAUUUUUUUUCUCAAUUUAUUUUUUUAAAAAAAUUAUUUUUGGAAAAUAUUCAUCUUCCAAAAAUCAAUAUUUAAUUCAAUAUUUCUCAAUUUUUUUUUGGAAAAAUAGAUUUUUAGGAAUUUAUCGAUUUUCUUACCAAAUUUUUAGUUUUAUAGAUUUCUAAAAAUCGAUAAUAUUUUAAAGUUAUCGAUUUUUGGAGAAUAUCUUAAAUUUUGCAUUUUCCAAAAAACCGAUAACUUUCAAUAAUUUUCGCGGUUUUUUUUUUGAAAACGUAUAAUUUUCAAAAAAUCGAUAUUUUCCGAAAAAGUCAAUUAUUUUUUCGAAAAAUAUGACAAUUUUUGGAAAAUAAUCUAUAUUCUCCAAAAAUCAAAAUAUUUUCAAAAAAUCGAUAAUUCAAUAGGUCCCCAAUUUUUUUUGGAAAAAAUAGAUUUUUCAGUAUUUUUAGACCGAUUUUCCCGAAAUUUUCAGUCAUUUUUUGACAAUUUUUCUCUUCUUAUUCUUCAUCAAAAAAGUAUUUGUCUGGUUUUUUUCCGUUUCUUGUUUUUUAUUGAUUUUUUUUUCAAUUUUUUGCUCAAAAACAUCAACAACAACUGCCCAUAAAUAAAAAUUAUCGAUUUUUUUUUUGUAA
Caenorhabditis elegans is the source of this 1767-nucleotide messenger RNA. RefSeq names its product Trimeric intracellular cation channel type 1B.1 (gene tric-1B.1). The coding region runs from base 25 to 912 and encodes 295 amino acids. Lineage: Eukaryota; Metazoa; Nematoda; Chromadorea; Rhabditida; Rhabditidae. Gene Ontology annotation, molecular function: potassium channel activity; identical protein binding. The record is from RefSeq and is marked reviewed. Gene Ontology annotation, biological process: potassium ion transmembrane transport. Gene Ontology annotation, cellular component: endoplasmic reticulum membrane; membrane. The transcript is spliced from 3 exons.